Theileria equi strain WA is the source of this 2409-nucleotide messenger RNA. RefSeq lists its product as hypothetical. Bases 1 to 2409 code for a protein of 802 amino acids. Gene Ontology annotation, biological process: protein maturation. Gene Ontology annotation, cellular component: endoplasmic reticulum membrane. The transcript has 2 exons. NCBI's taxonomy places the organism in Eukaryota, Apicomplexa, Aconoidasida, Piroplasmida, Theileriidae. The record is from RefSeq and is a predicted model, not a curated record.
AUGAACGAAAGUGUCUUUUCUGAUGCUGACUCUCGAGGGAGUGCAUAUUCUCCGGUGACUCCGUUUGAAAAUGCGAUUUUUAUUCCGGAGGCAGAUGGCGAUUCCAUUGAAACUUUUGACUCUUACUGCGAAGACACAAAGUAUACCUAUGAACAUGCGCGAUCGAUUCAUUGUCGGUUGCUUUCUCUCUUUUAUUUCCUCUCCUUUCUGUCUUCCUUCAACGAUGUUCACGGGCUUUUCGGGUCCACGGGUAUCUAUGAUAUCUCAAGGCACACCAGGACGUUUUUGGAUAACAUGGAUCACCGGGAAAUCUGGUCAUCCAUUCGCCAAUUUCCAUCACUCUAUUUGAUCAUUCCUCUGAGUGACUUUACCCUGAUGAUCAUUCCACUAAUUGGAAUGAUAGUCUCGAUGCUGAGCUUCAUUACGAGUUUCACGGGAUGCUACACUUUUAGUCUCUUGUGGCUCUUGAAAAUCUCGAGCUUUGCCUUUUACAAAAAGGUCCCAAAAAGCGUCGCUGAUUUGUUGCUCUUGGAAGUUGGCUUCUUGACCAUUUUCAUCUUUUCACCCUUUAGAAUCUUUGACAAAGUGGAGGGAAGCUGGAUCAUUCCACUGAUUUGCAGAUGGGCGUUCCGAGGAGUUGUCUACAAGGUAGUCUUUUUCGCCGGAUUAUCCAAGCUGAGACUCUUUUUAAAUCACUCGUUGGAGCUGUCGAAGAUCUUGGCGUCGAUUCCUUUGCCGACGCCUCUCUUGUAUUAUGUCCUCAAGGUUUACCGUAGUUAUGGUGACUUUGACCGGGACAGUGCUAUAUCUCUCCUCUUUUACGAGUGUGUUUUGAGUGUUUUUGUGGCUACACCGAUAAGAAAGUGUAGACUAAUUGGGGGUUUUCUUACCCUAGUCUACUGUUUGUUUUUCACUUUACUGGGUAAUUUCGGGUCCUUUUACCUAAUUCUGGCUUCAUGCUCGCUCUUCUGCUUUGAUGACUUUGCCCUGGAUAGUCUCGUAAACUCAAAGUAUAACAUGUUUACCAAGGGCAGUAGGCUCGUUAGGAAAGUUUCCGUGGAUCUCAUUGAGAGCACAGUCGCAGAUGAUGAGCUCUUUUGUGUCUACAUGGAUGAUAAAGUGGGACAGGAUGACCAGCAAACUACAGAGGGUACAACUAGUGAAUAUGAAAAGGUCGUGGAUGCAAUUACGCAAAAGGGGUACCUCAAGAAAAUUCUGCCAGAGACGAGUGAUAAGGUAAAAUCGGUUGUUCACAUCAUCUGCAUGUUGUCGAUUUUUGUCCUCUCACUCUUCACCAUAUGUUACGCGAGAUAUCGGGGUCUAAAGGCUGUCUUUAUCUUCUUGCUCUGUGUACUCUUGCAGAUCCACUCUGAGACGUUGAAGGAGAGGCUCAUGACAGAGUAUACGCUCUUUACUCUCCAAGUAUGGCUGGUGGGAGAAAUGCUCAUUGCUGGUCCCUCCGUCUGGAGUUUUAUGCUCUUUCUGGGACUUUUGGAGCUCCAAAUUUCGCUAUCCAAGAGCCACCAUUUGGUCAAGACCAUCAAGAUUAUGACGCAAAUGUUCAUUCUCCUGCGUACCAUCAUAUAUGGUCUCAGCAUGAUCGAUCGGUAUGUUGACCCUAGCGUCGUCCCGGAGAUUGGAUAUCCCAUUGACCGCGCAUUUUACACUUUUAACGACUAUGGAAGUAUUUUCCCAAUCAAUGGAGAAAGGAUGGAAUUUGUUAUUCAGGGAACAUCAGACUCUAUCCUCAGCGGAGUCACGGAAUGGAAGGAAUACGAGUUCAAAGCUAAGCCUAGCGGUCUAGAUAGGAGACCAAGAUUCCUCCCCUUUUACCAGUACUCGCUGGAUAAUACAAUGGAGAUUCUCUCUGCCAGGGGUCUGGACAAAAACAUUCAUGCACCUCCAGUUUACCUCUUUGGGGUCCUCAGGAAGUUGCUGUAUGGCUCAAAUGAAGUUGGCGAGCUCUUUUACAAGAAUCCAUUCGCUGGAAGUGCCCCCAAGUACGUGCGAGUUGUUCAGUACUCUUACGACUUUGUUGGUUCUGAGGCGAGGAAGAAGGGGGCGGCAACGAUGCCGGGACAUGUAGAAGCUGGAAGAUGGUUCAAGAGGAUGUUCCAGGCCCAAGUUGUGCCUCCCCUGAGACUUCCUCCACUCGACGGCGGUCAUGAUGCAGACACAGCCUCCAGUGUGAAAAAGGAGGAAAACGGUCACGUUGUAGUCUCCACGUUGCCUGAGGAUGCACAACAUCCAGAAGAAAAGAACAAGGGCCUAAAGCAAGGCGACACCAAAGUGGUACACGUGGUCCAUACCAUGCCGCCAGAAAAGACAAAGGGAGUCCCCCUAGAGUAUGCAGAUAAGUUCAAUCAUGUUAUACCAAACGUAGAUGGACUCAUUAUUACAAAAAGAUGA